Molecule: messenger RNA, 2419 nt
Organism: Neurospora tetrasperma FGSC 2508
Lineage: Eukaryota; Fungi; Ascomycota; Sordariomycetes; Sordariales; Sordariaceae
Exons: 2
Coding region: 197-2419 (740 amino acids)
Biological process (GO): photoreactive repair
Molecular function (GO): FAD binding; damaged DNA binding; deoxyribodipyrimidine photo-lyase activity
Source: RefSeq, a predicted model, not a curated record
CACAGCACAGCCGGGUUGACCAGACGACCCCAAAAUCAACUUGGCAUAACCAUAUAUCCACUUGACCUUCGUCUAGCUUCAUCCGAUAUCACAUAGCUUACGCUAUCCAGCUGGGUUGGGUGAACGUUUCAACAUCCCAUACGCCAAGACAAGACCCCGAUAUCUCUAGGGACCCUAUCCUUACCUGUUGUCCAAUAUGGCACAGUCAAAGGUUGUCAUUUAUGCGAUGCGCAGGGAGCUUCGCUUGUCAGACAACCCCAUAUUCCACCACCUCGCCAAUCCAGAGUCGAAACACGGGUUUUCACACCUUCUCCCCGUGUACGUCUUUCCUGCACAACAGAUUGACCUCUCCGGCUUUGUUCCAAAGGGGAGUGAAAACCCACAUCCUGCCCCCAAAAGCGCCGUUGGAGGGUAUGCAAGAUGUGGACCAUAUCGUGCCAAGUUCCUGGCAGAGUCGGUUUGGGAUCUAAAGACAAGCCUUCAAUCGAUUGGCAGUGACCUCCUCGUCCGUGCCGGACCAUACAAGGAUGUCAUCAAGUCUCUGGUCGAAGGGCUCAAAGCAAAGGAAUGCCAAGUUGGAGCUGUAUGGAUGACAAGCCACGAAGGCUCAGAGGAGAAGAGUGACGAGAAGACUGUGGCAUCUUUUUGUGCAAAAAGUGGCAUAGAUUUCAAGCUAUGGGAUGACGAGAAAUACCUUAUCCACGAUCGAGAUACAGGUAUUACACAUCUCAACGAUCUCCCCGAUGUCUUCACCACCUACCGAAAACAAAUAGAGCCCUUGCGCGAGAAGGCAAGGAAGACAUUGCCAGUACCUGAAAAGGGGGCCUUGCCUGCAUAUCUCGACACAGACAUGAUUCCAAGUCAGCAAGCGCCAUUCAAUAUCCCAGGCACCUGCGAGGAGUUGGUUGACGCCGUCGUCAGGCCGGUGAAGAACUUCCUGAAGGACCUGCCAGACUUUCCGGAGAAGGCAGAAUCAUCCCACCCGUUCAGAGGCGGAGAGACAUCAGCUCAUAAGCGAAUCGACCAUCUCGUCAUGAGCGGAGGCAUGAAAAGCUACAAGGACUCCAGGAACGGCCUCCUUGGACCGGAUUUCAGCACCAAGUUGUCUGCGUACCUCGCACAGGGAUGCGUCACCGCUCGCCAGAUCCACCACGCUUUGGUGGCCUACGAGGAUGGAACGGGCACCAAGUACAAAGGGGCUGAUGGUUUUGGUGAAGGUGAUAAUCAAGGCACAGAGACCGUCAGAAUGGAACUCUUAUGGCGCGAUUACAUGAGGUUGUGUCACCAAAAGUAUGGUGACAAGCUUUUUCGCGUAGAGGGCUUCAAUGGCAAGCACACCGAUUACGAAGGUGAGGAUAAGAAGUACGGGUGGAGAACUGCCAAUACGAGCAUAGCGUUGCCUGGACAGGAACCUACUCCUGAAAAAGUUUCGGAGAUCCUUGCAAGGUUCAACGCCGGAACCACAGGCAUGGGACUUAUCGAUGCGUCGCAACGGGAGCUUAUACACACCGGUUACACAUCCAACCGGACACGGCAAAAUGUUGCUAGCUUUCUCGCCAAGCACUUGGAGAUCGACUGGAGAUAUGGCGCAGAGUGGUAUGAGAUGCUGCUCGUGGAUUACGAUGUGUCCUCCAACUGGGCCAACUGGCAAUAUGUAGCUGGUGUGGGCAACGACCCUCGCGGUGCGGCUCGGAUUUUCAACCCAGUCAAGCAGGCAUUUGACUACGAUAAGGACGGUACCUACGUUCGGACGUGGGUGCCCGAAGUAGCAAAAUUCGAGAACCUCGAGAAUGUUUUUCAGGCUUGGACAGCCUCCAAAGAGGACCUGAAGACGGCAGGCCUGGAGGGAAACAUCAUGGUUACGGAUCCGGUUAAGCCUAUAAAGUUUAACCUUGACCACAAGCCAUCCAAGGUCAAGAAACGCCCCUUCUUCAGAAAACGAGGUAUCAAAAGUCGAGAUGCCCAGGGUAGCGCUGAAAGCCCGGGUAGUAGCGAUGGUCACUCUGGCUCUGGCGGCAGUCCCGACGGUUCCGGUGGCAGCAACAUACCAUCCGAGUCUAAUUGCGUCGCCGCAGGGUCUGGCCAGGCGCAACAGACUUGUCAGGGCAGCGGCAGGUCACAGUCAUCAAGCAACCAUGGUGGGCGCUCGCACUCACACCAGCACAACCACCAUCACUCCCACCGCGGCAACGAUUAUACCCGGGGAGGUGGCGGUGGUCGUGGAGGUCGUGGCGGUGGAGGCGGCGGAUAUUCUGCGUCUCAAGGGUAUUACGGCAUUGGUGGUGGUUACCGUGGCGGCGGACGGGGCAGAGGCGGGGGAGGAGGAUUUCGUGGCCGGUAUGCUCCAACUGGGGGAUUAGGUGGACAUCAUCACCAUUCCGAGCAACAAGUAGCCUCACAAUUCCAGACUGACGCAUAG